GCUGCAGUGGGAGGCGUCGAGCAGAGAGCGCACGGCGCCGCGUCGUGGCUCCAGGCCGCCGCGGUGAAACUGGAGCGCGCGCGUGACAUGCCGGGGCUGGACGUGACCACGCCGCUGGCAAAUCCGACGCCGAUGCCGGAGGCGACCGCGGCGCCGACGCUGGCGCAUCCGACGGCCGCGGCUGGCGCGGGGAGUUGGUGCGUGGCGAGCCCGAGCGCGGGCGCGGCGGCGCUGCAGGUGGCGCUGGACUACGCGUGCGGGCAGGGCGCGGACUGCUCGCCGAUCCAGCACGGCGGGAGCUGCGCCGACCCGGACACCGUGCGCGACCACGCCUCCUACGCCUUCAACUCUUUUUUUUCGAAAAGGACCAACCUCGUCCAGACCAGCUGCGACUUCGCCGGCGCCGCCAUCCUCACCAGCACCGAUCCCAGCACCACCUCCUGCAAGUACCCAUCCACCAGCACCGGUGCAUCCAUCCUGAACACGACGAAUCCGAUGACCCCGGUGGCCCCGAUGUUCGGAUCCCCUCCCGGGGGCUCCUACAACUCCCCUCCUGGUCCUGGCGGCUACUACAACUCCCCUCCUCUCUACGGGUCCAUGUCGCCUCCGGACUACGGCGGCAGCAUCAGCUCCGCCACGGCGAUGAUGCCGGGCAGCAAGAGCACGACGGCCGUCACAACGACGCUGACGUGCCUCCUCGUCACGACGAUGUCCCUCGGCCUGCACAAGUAA
Molecule: messenger RNA, 732 nt
Organism: Triticum urartu
Lineage: Eukaryota; Viridiplantae; Streptophyta; Magnoliopsida; Poales; Poaceae
Source: RefSeq, a predicted model, not a curated record